UUCUGUGGGCUCAGUCAUUUUGAUGGUGUCUCCUAGGAAAAUAGAUCUGUUUUGUUAAAUAUUAAACAACUACUUUCAAAAGAUAUGCCAAAUUUAGAUAUUUUUAAAAUAAGUUGCUUUUUUUUUCUUUUCAGAUAUAUUUAUACUCUACCUGUGACUAAUAAUUAUGCUCCAUGUACAACACCAGAAGAAAUCAUGGAGAAGAGGAACACAACCUCAGACUUCAUUCUUCUAGGACUCUUUAAACACACAGGACCCCACCUCUUUCUCUUCAUGUUGGUGCUGACAAUGGCCAUUGCUUCUUUGGUGGGCAAUGCCCUCUUGCUUCUCCUGAUUUACUGGGAUCCGCGGCUACACACACCCAUGUACUUCCUACUGAGCCAGCUCUCCCUCAUGGACUUGAUGCUGGUUGCCACCAUUGUGCCCAAAAUGUCUGCUGACUACUUGACUGGCAAGAAGUCCAUCUCCCCUGCUGGCUGUGGGUUGCAGAUCUUUGUUUCACUCACAUUGGGUGGUGGAGAGGGUUUUCUCUUAGCAGCAAUGUCUUAUGACCGCUUUGUGGCUGUUUGCCACCCACUGCGAUACCCUGUCCUCAUGAGCUGGCAAUUAUGCUUGAGAAUGACUUUGGGGUGUUGGUUCCUGGGGGCAGCUGAUGGGAUCAUGCAAGCUGCUGCUACCCUGAGCUUCCCAUUUUGCAGCGCUCAUGAGAUUGAUCAUUUCUUCUGUGAGGCCCCCAUGCUGGUGCGUUUGGCUUGUGCCAACACAUCAUUCUUUGAAAAUGUAAUGUAUAUCUGCUGUGUGUUAAUGCUUCUGGUCCCCUUUUCCCUCAUCUUGACUUCCUAUAGUCUCAUCCUCUCUGCUGUUCUCCAGAUGCAUUCCAGAGAAGCCAGCAAGAAGGCUUUUGUUACCUGCUCCUCACAUUUGGUUGUGGUGGGAUUCUUUUAUGGAGCUGCUAUUUUUAUUUACAUGAGACCAAAAUCCUACAGGUCAGCUAACCAUGAUAAGCUUGUGUCAGCAUUCUAUACUAUCUUCACCCCUGAGCUGAACCCCCUCAUUUAUAGUCUGAGGAACAGUGAGGUCAAGGUAGCCUUGAAAAAGUGGCUGGGGAAAUGUGCAAAUUUAAAAUGCCAGCAAGCUUAGUCCCACUCUUCAAGGUUACUCAAUGUUAAAUGAGUCUAAUUUCCUGAAGUCAUUAACAUUUAAACAUAUUGUAAUUCUCUCUCCUUUAGUAAUGCAUGAAGAGAAAGUUAAAUUCAUUGAUAAGUAUAAUAGGAAGUUGUUAAGAAUUAAGGGAGACCACUAUAUUGAGAGAUACUAUUUCUUUAGCACUUACUAUUUGCUAUGCUCCACACUAAGCAAUUUUUAUAGAUUAUUUUGUAUCCUAUUAACAACUAUAUGAUAUACCAUGAUAUACGUACUUUGACACCCAUCUUCUAAAUGAGAAAACGGAAGCAUGAAAAAUUAAAUAUUGUUCCCAAUAUAACACAGCAAGUAAAUGUUAAAAUGUGAAUCCCAAGCUUGUCCCCUAACAAGGUAUGCUUUAUUUCUGU
Molecule: messenger RNA, 1550 nt
Organism: Diceros bicornis minor
Lineage: Eukaryota; Metazoa; Chordata; Mammalia; Perissodactyla; Rhinocerotidae
Product: olfactory receptor 2T33-like
Exons: 2
Coding region: 85-1140 (351 amino acids)
Biological process (GO): G protein-coupled receptor signaling pathway
Cellular component (GO): membrane
Molecular function (GO): olfactory receptor activity; G protein-coupled receptor activity
Source: RefSeq, a predicted model, not a curated record